Molecule: messenger RNA, 660 nt
Organism: Penicillium longicatenatum
Lineage: Eukaryota; Fungi; Ascomycota; Eurotiomycetes; Eurotiales; Aspergillaceae
Exons: 2
Source: RefSeq, a predicted model, not a curated record
UGGCUUGCUUGGGGCGUCAAAGAAAUCACCACCCUUGGGCUUCCAAGUCUGGAUGAGAAAGUCCUGGAGGUCGAUCCUCGUUUGUUUUUCAACGUGGCAUCGCCCUCGAGCACCUUCAUUUGUGGCUCUCAGGGGUCUGGGAAAAGCCAUAUCCUCUCUUGCUUACUUGAAGGCUGCCUGAUAUCUUCGCGAGCUGGAAAGCUCAUGAACCCCCUCACGGCAAUGAUUUUUCAUUAUGACACCUUUAUUAGCGAUACUACCGGCUCGCCGUGUGAAGCGGCCUUCCUCUCCUCCAACCCCAGCAUUGAAGUUCGGGUACUCUGUUCUCCAACAAACCUCCGAACCAUAAAUGGAACCUACUCCAGAUUCAAAGGUAUCACAGUACAGUCUUUACAAAUUGACCAGUCAAAUCUAAAUACCAAGCGUAUGAUGGAUCUCAUGGCGGUAGGGAAGGAAAGCGGAGCUAUACCCCUGUACAUGCAUGCUGUGCAGCGGGUUUUACGGGACCUGCGAGAAAUCCAGCAAUCUGAAGGGUCCCAGUUCGAUUAUGCGGAAUUCAAACGGCGAAUCCUUAGCUCUGGUCUUCUUCCAGGUCAGCUUGAGCCACUGAAGCAGCGACUUGAUGCUCUUGAGAGUUUUUUAUGCCAUUUGAACAGGUAA